Fulvia fulva is the source of this 801-nucleotide messenger RNA. RefSeq names its product 2-dehydro-3-deoxy-D-gluconate 5-dehydrogenase. Lineage: Eukaryota; Fungi; Ascomycota; Dothideomycetes; Mycosphaerellales; Mycosphaerellaceae. The record is from RefSeq and is a predicted model, not a curated record. The coding region runs from base 1 to 801 and encodes 266 amino acids. Gene Ontology annotation, molecular function: oxidoreductase activity, acting on the CH-OH group of donors, NAD or NADP as acceptor. The transcript is spliced from 2 exons.
AUGGCCAACACAGCCCCGAUCGUUGACGUCUCUCGCCUCUUCUCCCUCUCCGGCAAGACCGCCAUUGUCACAGGCGCAUCAGGAGGUCUCGGACGAGCCAUGACCACAGCUCUAGCCUCAGCAGGCGCCGACAUAGUCUCAAUCGAGUUGGCCAACGACCCAGGCUCAGAAAUCACGGCCCAGGCAGUAAGCUCCACUGGCCGCACCCUCAAACAGUACCAUUGUGACGUCCGCGAUCCAAAGGACCUUCGUGCCACAUACCAGAAACUUUGGGAUGAUGGAGUCCAGGGCGAUAUCUUGUUGAAUUGUGCUGGAAUCCAGCGACGCGCCGACGCCGAGAACUUCACAGAUGAGGAGAUCGAGGCGGUCUUGGAUAUUAAUUUGAAAGCCACGCUUAUAAGCUGUCAGGAGUUUGCGAAGCCUUUGUUGAAAGAUGGGAGGGGCGGGAAGAUCAUCAAUAUUGCGAGCAUCAUCUCGUUCAUUGGCGGAAAGAACAUUACGCCUUAUGCGGCGUCUAAGGGUGGAGUGUUGCAGGUGACGAAGGCGUUCAGUAAUGAGUGGGCGAGCAAGGGGAUCAAUGUGAAUUGCAUUAAUCCUGGGUACUUCCAUACACCCUUGACGGAGCAGUAUAUGACGGACCCGAAGUACAAAGAGUUCAACGAUUAUGUGAUGAUGCGGACACCGGCGAAGAGAUGGGGUGAGCCGGUCGAUCUUGCUGGUGCAGUCAUUUUCCUGGCCAGUUCAGCAAGUGACUAUGUCAGCGGAACUUCGAUCGUGGUAGAUGGCGGUUGGCUCGGGUAA